AUGGUUGGCAGCAAACUUCUAUCUGCUGUCGUGGCGGGCUACUUGUCCAGCCUGGCUUUGGCUGCGCCGACGCCCACUACGAACAACGUCGGCAAGUCCUUCGACAAGCGCGCUUCCGUGAGUGACGCGGCCUUCGGCUAUGCUAGCCAAAAUGGAGGUACCACCGGCGGUUAUGGCGGAACUACCACCACCGUUUCCUCCUACGCUGCUUUUACCUCUGCUGUCUCUGGUGACAGCAAGAAAGUUGUUUAUGUCUCUGGUCCAAUUUCAAAGACUGCAGAUCAGGUCAAGGUUGGAAGCAACACCAGCAUUAUUGGAAAAGAUUACACCGCCAUCCUAACCGGAUUUGGCCUUUUGGUGAAGGAAGAGUCCAAUGUGAUUAUUCGCAACUUGGGUGUUAAGAAAGUCCUUGCUGAUAACGGGGACGCUAUUGGUGUCCAGUACUCUAACAACGUUUGGAUUGACCAUUGCGAUGUGUCCUCCGAUCUGGACCAUGACAAGGACUACUACGAUGGUCUGAUUGAUCUCACUCACGCGGCCGACUAUAUCACUGUCUCCAACACCUUCAUUCACGAUCACUGGAAGGCUUCUCUCGUUGGCCACUCCGACAGCAACGGUGACGAGGACACCGGUCACCUCCACGUUACCUACGCCAACAACUACUGGUACAACAUCAACUCCCGCGCUCCUUCCAUCCGCUUCGGAACUGGUCAUAUCUACAACAGCUACUACCUUGAUGUCAGUGACGGAAUCAACACUCGUGAUGGUGCCCAGGUUCUUGUUCAGUCCAAUGUUUUUGAUGGUUGCAAGAAGCCCCUCUACUCAACUGAUGACGGCUAUGCUGUUGCUACUGACAACGACUUUGGUGAUGGUGAGAAUGAUGCCGAGACUGGCACUCUCACGACUGUUCCAUACUCUUAUACUCUGCUUGGAUCCUCCAAGGUCAAGGCCGCUGUAUAUGGAACCGCUGGCCAGACUCUCACUUUUUAG
Molecule: messenger RNA, 990 nt
Organism: Penicillium odoratum
Lineage: Eukaryota; Fungi; Ascomycota; Eurotiomycetes; Eurotiales; Aspergillaceae
Product: pectate lyase family protein
Exons: 4
Coding region: 1-990 (329 amino acids)
Molecular function (GO): pectate lyase activity
Source: RefSeq, a predicted model, not a curated record